Molecule: messenger RNA, 711 nt
Organism: Fusarium vanettenii 77-13-4
Lineage: Eukaryota; Fungi; Ascomycota; Sordariomycetes; Hypocreales; Nectriaceae
Exons: 1
Coding region: 1-711 (236 amino acids)
Source: RefSeq, a predicted model, not a curated record
AUGCUCAUCAUCAACUCCAUCCUUCUCGCCUUGUAUGCCACCAUCGGAGCGUCGGCACCGACCCUCAACGGCGCCAGACUGGAGGUUGAGCCUCAACCUGACAAGCCAACCUUUCGGGACCUGCCUUCACACAACCCCAUGAUAACAAAUCCCAAACACCUCAACGUCCGGAUCAUCCUCGAGUCGAUACAGGGGCCCAAGAAGGCCAAGAAGGCCGACAAGACCGACAAGACCGGCAAGACUGGCAAGGCCAUGAAGGGCAAGGCUGCGAGAAAGACUACGGCUACCAAGACGACAAAGGGUACAGCUCGACUGCAUGUUCGCCGCAACAACAACGCACAAGAAGGAUCUGGCAAGAUUAGCCUCCUCGAGUCCAUUGCACAGGCUAUCGGCAUCGACCCCAAGUCCAUCUCCGAAUAUAUCAACAACCUCCGGAACGAUUUCCCCGUCCAAGUUGGCGCGCUGCCAACUUGUCUCAACCAGGCCACUCGGGAAAGCCUUACGGCUAUCGAAGCUUCACUGUCCAGUAUCCCCAAGUGCUUGAGCGCCACCGGCGACGAGAUCGAGAUUGACACAGAUGGCGUCGAGAUCGACGCAGAUGGCCUACCUGUAUGUCUUGAUGAGGCGGGCCAGAAUGCUCUGGAGUCUAUCCAAAAUGCACUCAUCGACCUUGGCGACUGUGCGACUGCGACCCCCUUGUCCAGGACUUAG